AAAAAUUUAAAUACGGUGGAAAAGAAAAACUUAAAUACGCUGAAAGGAUUAUCGACCUAUAUCGCAGUGGAAAAUAUGACAAACUACUGACAGAACAAUUGAUAUUGCUACCAAAACGGAAUUGGAGUGAAAGACCAAACAUUGACGAAAUUGAAAAACUAAAAAGUG
Dentiscutata heterogama is the source of this 168-nucleotide messenger RNA. The record is from the annotation of a GenBank genome assembly. Lineage: Eukaryota; Fungi; Glomeromycota; Glomeromycetes; Diversisporales; Gigasporaceae.